Messenger RNA from Rhodamnia argentea, 1717 nucleotides. RefSeq names its product transcription factor MYB61-like. Bases 214 to 1521 code for a protein of 435 amino acids. Gene Ontology annotation, biological process: regulation of stomatal movement. The transcript is spliced from 3 exons. Lineage: Eukaryota; Viridiplantae; Streptophyta; Magnoliopsida; Myrtales; Myrtaceae. The record is from RefSeq and is a predicted model, not a curated record.
UCUCAGCUUCCGCCCCCAUCUCUCUCUUUCUCUCUCUCUCGCUGCGCGAUUUUCACAUCUUUUCGAAACACACCCCCUAAAGAUCCGCUCUCAGAGCCGCCGCUGUCGGUGGCUGCUGACAUUCCACCUAGAAAUUCCCGACCAAGUUCCCCCUUUCUUGGCUAAGUUUGGAAAGGUUCAUACUUGUUCAACCGCAGUUGGGCGCUUCUUUAAAUGGGGAGGCACUCUUGCUGCUACAAGCAGAAGCUGAGGAAAGGCCUCUGGUCGCCCGAGGAAGACGAGAAGCUGCUCCGGUACAUCACGCAGUAUGGCCAUGGUUGCUGGAGCUCUGUUCCUAAGCUUGCAGGUCUGCAGAGGUGUGGGAAGAGCUGUAGAUUGAGGUGGAUUAACUACUUGAGGCCUGAUUUGAAGAGAGGCACAUUCUCUCAAGAAGAGGAGGACCUCAUCAUUGAACUUCAUGCAGUUCUGGGGAACAGGUGGUCUCAGAUUGCAGCACAGUUGCCUGGAAGAACAGACAAUGAGAUCAAGAAUCUGUGGAACUCUUGCCUGAAGAAGAAGCUGAGGCAAAAGGGCAUUGACCCUGUCACUCACAAGCCUCUCUCUGAGGUUGAACAUGGUGGUGAUGACAUGAAUACCACACCCAAAAGCCAAGAAAGAGCAGCAUUCUCUGGGUCCUCGAACGGCCUGUCCCAGACCCAACAAGCUACCAAUUCAGAGAACAAUGUGUUUGAGCAUUGUUCCAGUUCAAACGCCAACACUAGCAGCAAGAUCAGCAACCUGAUGAGUUCUGGUCUUGACAAAGACUGCUUCCAAAAUGGACUCUUGUGCUCUACCUCCAGUUCUCAUCCUUCUGAUGAUUUGGUGGGUCAUUUCCCACUUCAGCCACUGAGUGAUUACGCAUCCAGUUCAAGACUCGCAGCAGCAAUCUCCAACCAUAGUCCUUGGUUUGGACAAAGCGGCAAAAGUUUCGGCAUGAACACAGAAUUCGGCUGCAGCACAAUCCCUGCCAUCAUUCCACAUUCAACCAUUUCAUUUCAUCAUGACCCAGUAGGCUAUAGACCUCCCAUGACCGUUCCGAACGAUAAUUACUGUUUCAAGUCGCUCCCGGUCGAUGAUUCCAGAUAUUGGGAAGUGAAUGCUCCUAGCAAUAGCGGCGCGGGGAAUGCGGAAUUGUUAAGCAGCAGCUCUUACUUUGAGAAUAGCGUGUUCUCUUGGGGCCUAGAGAAUUGCAACGCAAUGGGGAAAGAAGCCGAGAUGAACAAUUCUCCAGGCGGCCAUGUCGGGGAAAUGAAGUUGCCCGAUUAUUUUCACAACCCGCUAUUGAUAGGAGCCGCUUCGCAACACCAGGUGCCGCAAUCUCUGUACAACGAGAUCAAGUCGGACCCUCACUUCGAUCCCAAUUACAGCUCCAGUGCCGCGUGGCUUCAAAAUCAGCAAGACCAAGGACUUUUGCCAUCAUCUGAUAUAUCAUCAGGUGCUAAGAACAUCCAAAGACUCACUGCUCUACUUGGACACAUUUAAGCAUGCUUCUUUCUUGCUUAAUGAAGGAUCAAAUUGCGGAUCUUUCGUCCCAAAAUUGGAGAAAAACUCGAAGAAAAUACCGAGACAGGCAUUACAGGUGUGUGCUGCAAUUUUUCUUCUUCUUCCUAUUUGUGUAUAGCUAUGAUAGUUUUCAAUCAUCUUUUUGAAUAACAAUGAGUACAUGUGAUCUCUCAAA